Molecule: messenger RNA, 915 nt
Organism: Hypanus sabinus (Atlantic stingray)
Lineage: Eukaryota; Metazoa; Chordata; Chondrichthyes; Myliobatiformes; Dasyatidae
Gene: pomca
Product: proopiomelanocortin a
Exons: 2
Coding region: 1-915 (304 amino acids)
Cellular component (GO): extracellular region
Molecular function (GO): hormone activity
Source: RefSeq, a predicted model, not a curated record
AUGUGGCCGUCACUGUGGAGAUGCCUCCUGCCUGUUCUGCUUUCACUGUGGCCUGUGACUGGCCAGCUACUGGAUUGCCAGGAACACAGCAAAUGCCUGGAAAUGUCCUCUGUGCCGCAGCUGAAGGAAUGUACUGAUGGCUGCAAAGUGGACGAGAACAUGGAAUCCCCAAUCUACCCUGGCAACAGCCAGCUUCAGCCCAUCGAAGAGAACAUCCGGAAUUACGUCAUGGGUCACUUCCGCUGGAACAAGUUUGGAAAGAAGCGAGACAACAGCACAGAGUUAUCCGUCAGCAAGCAAAAAGGUGAAGGGGUCAGAGGUAUGCUUGUCCAGUUCCCGUACCUAGACACACAAGCUCCCAAGAGGGGAAGUGAAGACAUGGGCACCCAGUUUUCCAAGCAGAAUGAUAAAAGGUCCUACUCGAUGGAACAUUUCCGUUGGGGAAAACCAAAGGGCAGGAAGAGGAGGCCCAUCAAAGUUUCCCCAAGAAUCCUUGAAAAUGAACCACAGGAGAAUGUGGGGCCAGAAUUCAAGCGCCAAGAGUCUGUCGACUUUGACUACCCAGCAGAGACUUUAGAAGUGCGUGACUUGGAUCUCCAUGGAGGCACCAAGAAGGAUGAGAAGAAUUACAAAAUGACCCAUUUCCGAUGGGGCAGGGGUCCGAAGGAUCACAUGUAUUUCACCAACCAAGAAGACAUGCUCCAGGAAAGCCUGGAGAGUGGCCUGCCUGAGGAAGAUGUGAAGAAAGAUGCGAAGUACAAAUUCGGUCACUUUCGGUGGAGUUCCCCACUCAAAGACAAGCGCUAUGGAGGCUUCAUGAAAUCCUCAGAUGAAAGGGGCCAGAAACCUCUAUUGACCCUUUUUCGGAAUGUCAUCAUCAAGGAUGGCCAGGAAGCCAAGGCUUUCCACCAAUAG